AGGAAGAGCAACACAAUCUGUGUUGUUUCACUACGACACGUUAUAGUGUGACACCGUUUGAACAACGUGACCUUCUCUUGGUUUUGGACAAGCGUGAACGUCGCGAGCACAGGUGGACGGAACAACAUGUGAGACUCGAGAUGCUAACGAUACGGUUGGUUCCGUUUACAUUGUCAAAGACAGAGUGAGAGUCCAGCAAACUAUUUUUUUAAAGACUUUAAUAACUCGCUGCAGUUUAAUAUAUUGCAUCGCGAUGUUCCGGCUCUUCACUUCCCAUGGUAUUUAUGAACUCUGGAGAGGCCUCUGCUUGGCGCCGUGUGUCGCCAAGAGGCUAGUCGGAACUUCUCUCUUGGUCCGCAGCGCGGGUCGUCACCGGCCACACGUUUCUGCUGGUCACUUCCGGACUGGGAACCCGGUGUGGAAGGAUGCUCUCGAGCCAAAAAGAGAUAACCUCGAGGAAAAUCAGACACUAGAUCUGGACAAAUGGAAAUCUGUGAUGAGAGCCCAAGCAGCAUCAGAAGAGAGGCCGCAACGUGCUGAGGAAGCCAGCGAUGAUGAAGAUGGUGAAAACCUCAAAGAACCAGGUGGUGAUUCAGAGGGCAGUUCUUCCCUGGAGGCCACUCGAGAUCUGGUUGCGAUGUGGCAGCAAGCUGGGAAGCUUGUGCCACAAGAGAUGGCCGAUGAAGAGCUCCAGACGCUGGCCAAGCUCACCACCAAGUCCUCCAGGAAGAAGUACCUGAAGUACCUGGCCAUCAAGGAGGGCCACAAAAGGUCCCGUAAGGCGAAGCAGCAGCUGAAGAAGACGGAGAGGGACGCCUCGCUGGAGCAGAGGAGAAUACAGGACAACGAUUGCGAGGACGAGAAGGGACUUAAAAACACACUGUUCCUCCAGUUCUGGGGGCGCUCCCUGGACAAGCACCUGGCCUGGAGGAGUGCCCAAGCCAUGCUGUUCGGCCAGCCACUGGUGUUGGACAUGAGCUACGAGUCAAACAUGACCAGGCGGGAGUUGGACAACGCCGUAAACCAGCUGUUGGAGGUGGAAGGGUGGAAUCGACGUGCCACAGAGCCUUAUCACCUCCACUUUUGCAACCUGCAGACGGACAGCGCCUACAGGAGCGAGCUGGUCAAGCGAUACGGCGCCGAGGCCUGGGAGCGCCUGUUGGUCACCAGCACUGACCAGCAGCAUGUGGACCGGUUCCCUCGGGAACGGCUCGUGUACCUCACUGCGGACUCCCCCAACGUUCUCCGCACGUAUGACCACUCCAAGGUCUACAUCAUUGGCGCUCUGGUGGACCGGUCGAACCAGUCCGGCCUGUCGCUGGCCAAUGCUAAGCGUCUGAACCUGGCUACGGCCCGUUUACCCCUAGACGAGUUCCUCCACUGGGAGGUGGGAGCAAAAAAUCUGACUCUGGACCAGAUGAUCCGCAUCAUGCUCACUCUCAAGGAGACAGGGAAAUGGGAGGAGGCGUUGAAGUUUGUGCCCAAGAGGAAGUAUGAUGGCUUCCACCAACAGACGCAGAAAGAAAUGGCCAACAACGGAGGGAGGGUCGUCACAAACCACAGACCCAGACAGGAUGGCGACAGACCUCUGAGAGAGAGAGAAAGAAACAGCGAGCGGACUUUUAAAAAUGAUGGCCAAAGUCUUACCAGAUUCCCUAAAGAGUCUGGGUUCAGUGGGAGAGGCAGAGUGGCUGGACUGCCCGGAGACCGGGAAAACAAACCAGCGGCAACCAGAGUACGGACGUCUUUUAAGAGCCACGUAGAGGGAAGAAAAGGUGCAGGCAAAAGCAAGCUGUGGGGGGACGAUGAGUAAAGGCAACAGAAAUUGUAACUGGAUAAUAAGGACAUUAAAGUGUUGUAACAGGUAAUCACGGUGCUUACCGACUGCUUAUUAAGAACAAGACAUUAAAAAAGGUAGAAACUA
This is a messenger RNA of Pseudoliparis swirei, 1924 nucleotides long. It is a transcript of the gene trmt10c, whose product is annotated as tRNA methyltransferase 10C, mitochondrial RNase P subunit. Bases 254 to 1813 code for a protein of 519 amino acids. The record is from RefSeq and is a predicted model, not a curated record. Gene Ontology annotation, cellular component: mitochondrion; nucleoplasm; nucleus. The transcript has a single exon. Gene Ontology annotation, biological process: positive regulation of mitochondrial translation; mitochondrial tRNA 5'-end processing. Gene Ontology annotation, molecular function: tRNA binding. NCBI's taxonomy places the organism in Eukaryota, Metazoa, Chordata, Actinopteri, Perciformes, Liparidae.